GGGCUGUGGAGGUUACUCGCCGGGCCGGAGGCGGAGGCCGGGCUCCCACUGGGCUCGAGCGUUCUGCGCCCGCCGCGGCGGUGUCUAACCCACUGGUUCCAGAUUGUCGUCUGCGGCGGUGGCGGUCGCUGCCUCCUUGCCUCUGGGCCCGGGGCUGCAGGGGCCAGAGCGAGUGCGCCUCCCGCCCGCGGACCGCGGCUGCCCGGAGCAGAAACGGCUUACAAGAUACACAGAUCUUGGUAGACACUGUGGCUGCAGGCAGUUGAGCUGGAAUUCCCUGUGGCUCUCUGAGGGCAGGGUGUCUGCAGAGCGGUGGGCUGACCUGUUCCUGCACCUUGCAUCAUGCCAGCUUUGUCAACGGGAUCCGGGAGUGACACCGGUCUGUAUGAGCUGUUGGCUGCUCUGCCAGCCCAGCUGCAGCCACAUGUGGAUAGCCAGGAAGACCUGACCUUCCUCUGGGAUAUGUUUGGUGAAAAAAGCCUGCAUUCAUUGGUAAAGAUUCAUGAAAAACUACACUAUUAUGAGAAGCAGAGUCCAGUGCCCAUCCUCCAUGGUGCGGCAGCCUUGGCCGAUGACCUGGCCGAAGAGCUUCAGAACAAGCCAUUAAACAGUGAGAUCAGAGAGCUGUUGAAACUACUGUCAAAACCCAAUGUGAAGGCUUUGCUCUCUGUACAUGAUACUGUGGCUCAGAAGAAUUAUGAUCCUGUGUUACCUCCUAUGCCUGAAGAUAUUGAUGAUGAGGAAGACUCAGUAAAAAUAAUCCGUCUGGUCAAAAAUAGAGAACCACUGGGAGCUACGAUUAAGAAGGAUGAGCAGACUGGGGCGAUCAUUGUGGCCAGAAUCAUGAGAGGAGGAGCUGCAGAUAGAAGUGGUCUUAUUCAUGUUGGUGACGAACUUAGGGAAGUGAAUGGGAUACCAGUUAAGGAUAAAAGUCCUGAGGAAAUAAUACAGAUUUUGGCUCAGUCUCAGGGAGCAAUUACAUUUAAGAUUAUACCUGGCAUCAAAGAGGAGACACCAUCAAAAGAAGGCAAGAUGUUUAUCAAAGCCCUCUUUGACUAUAAUCCUAAUGAGGAUAAGGCAAUUCCAUGUAAGGAAGCUGGGCUUGCUUUCAAAAAGGGAGAUAUUCUUCAGAUUAUGAGCCAAGAUGAUGCAACUUGGUGGCAAGCGAAACACGAAGGUGACGCCAAUCCCAGGGCAGGCCUGAUCCCUUCAAAGCAUUUCCAGGAAAGGAGACUGGCUCUGAGACGACCAGAAAUAUUGGUUCAGCCCCUGAAAGUUUCCAACAGGAAGUCAUCUGGUUUUAGAAGAAGUUUUCGUCUUAGUAGAAAAGAUAAGAAAACAAAUAAAUCCAUGUAUGAAUGCAAGAAGAGUGAUCAGUACGACACAGCUGACGUACCCACGUACGAAGAAGUGACACCGUAUCGGCGACAAACGAAUGAGAAAUACAGACUCGUUGUCUUGGUUGGUCCUGUGGGAGUAGGGCUGAAUGAACUGAAACGAAAGCUGCUGAUCAGUGACACCCAGCACUAUGGCGUGACAGUGCCCCAUACUACCAGAGCAAAAAGAAGCCAGGAGAGUGAUGGUGUUGAAUACAUUUUCAUUUCCAAGCAUUUGUUUGAGACAGAUGUACAAAAUAACAAGUUUAUUGAAUAUGGAGAAUAUAAAAACAACUACUAUGGCACAAGUAUAGACUCAGUUCGGUCUGUCCUCGCUAAAAACAAAGUUUGUUUGUUGGAUGUUCAGCCUCAUACAGUGAAGCAUUUAAGGACACUAGAAUUUAAGCCCUAUGUGAUAUUUAUAAAGCCUCCAUCAAUAGAGCGUUUGAGAGAAACAAGAAAAAAUGCAAAGAUUAUCUCAAGCAGGGAUGACCAAAGUGCUGCAAAGCCCUUCACAGAAGAAGAUUUUCAAGAAAUGAUUAAAUCUGCACAGAUAAUGGAAAGUCAAUAUGGUCAUCUUUUUGACAAAAUCAUAAUAAAUGAUGACCUCACUGUGGCAUUCAAUGAGCUCAAAACAACUUUUGACAAAUUAGAGACAGAGACCCACUGGGUACCGGUGAGCUGGUUACAUUCAUAACUAAGAGAAAUUUCCAUAAUUUUCUUUUUUAUAGAGUGCAUGAUGAAAUCAAUUACUGUUUUGGUAGUAGGCUUUAAAAUCUAUAUCACUGUCAUAGAUGUACAAUUUUGGUUCAGGUUGAAUGCUGUUUGUUUGCAUCUUUUUACAGCCUUAUUUCAAAUCCCAUAUGUGAGUAUGAGAUCUGCAAUCAAAAUGUGCACAGUACUGUAUGCUUAGCAAAACCUCAAACCUUCUGGCUGUCUUUAAUACAGCUCUAUCUCCAAGAUGAGGCUGAGAUUUUCAGAGAGACCUAGGUAGAGGCUUAGUAGGUAUUGGAGUUCAGUGCUCCAGCUGGUCUCAGGUAUGGCUGCUGUUGUCAAGUUCGAAUGUUAGCCCUUGAAGGUAUCAAUUCAGUAGCCAUGAGCAGCUCCAGACAGACAGGACAGUUUUGCUGUUUCCAGUGGAUCAUCACAGAUUUAGCUGGGCUGGCAGUAAGGCAUCCUCCAAAAGUGCAGACUUUUUCUUACCUACUCGCGAUACAUUCACAGUGUGUGCAUUUUAAAAUCCUUCUUAAAGGAGUAACUGAAAUUUUACCUUGAGUGAAUGGCCUCCAUAGUAUAGCUUGAGAAGUCCUUUUGAGUACCUGUCAUGACUCAACAAAUAUUUAAUAAGGGAAAGUAGCCUUUUAACAGUUAUUAUAUAAGUAACUAAAAGCCUUUCCUUGUGGAAUUAAUAUUAGUACCAAUGGUAGAGUCUUGUGGCAAGAAAUGAUUACAAAGGAUAUUUUUAUUUGUAAAUCCUCAGAAGACAUUUAUGAAGUCAUCCAAAAUGGUAUUUUAGCUGUUUUUGGAUUUUCCCAAUAAAUUAGAAGAAGAAUUUCUAUUCUAAAACAUGUAAAACAUGUUUUACAUGUUACUUAUACAAUUAAAGAAAAACUAAAGAUUAUUUUUCAUAUAUGUGCAAUAGAUCACCCUCUCUUUAAGUUGCUCUAAGAUAUGUUUUAGAAAACUUUUCAUGUAAUGUUAAUUUAUUUAUUUGUCAUCAAAAUGAUUCUUAAUACUGUCCAGGCACCAUCCUAACCUUGCCAUUGUUAAAGAAGUUUAAGAAAGACUCUUACAUUGUAAAUAUUUAGAUGGGAGCUCUCACUUUUCUUUGAUACUACUGAUUUUCAGCAAGUGAAUUAUAUACUUCAAAAUGCUAGAAAUGACUGUACGUUCUAUAAGAGAACAUAUCCUGCCAUUCUUGCAUGCAGUGAAGCCCUGCCAGUCGAAAAUCAUUGCAUUUGUGACUUUUCAAAGAGAAAAAAAAAUGUUAUUUUUUGUUGAUUUGUAAAGAGAGUUUAAAUGUCAUGUUAAAAAAAAUAGAAUGUAGAAAAAUUUUAUAUAUUUAUGAAAUAUUUGAAAGGCAUAUUUUUUUAAAUAUCAAAUGGGGCUAUUCAUAAAAUAAGUUGAUUGUAUGUCAAGA
Molecule: messenger RNA, 3516 nt
Organism: Saimiri boliviensis boliviensis (Bolivian squirrel monkey)
Lineage: Eukaryota; Metazoa; Chordata; Mammalia; Primates; Cebidae
Gene: MPP7
Product: MAGUK p55 scaffold protein 7
Molecular function (GO): protein binding
Source: RefSeq, a predicted model, not a curated record